This is a messenger RNA of Cucumis sativus (cucumber), 1686 nucleotides long. RefSeq lists its product as uncharacterized. Lineage: Eukaryota; Viridiplantae; Streptophyta; Magnoliopsida; Cucurbitales; Cucurbitaceae. Gene Ontology annotation, biological process: positive regulation of growth. The transcript has a single exon. The coding region runs from base 1 to 1686 and encodes 561 amino acids. The record is from RefSeq and is a predicted model, not a curated record.
AUGACGAUUAAUUUUGCUAAAUUCCUCUCAGGGCAUUGGUUUUCGGAAUUAAUUCGAAGCCCAUCGCAGGAAAUGAUGGCAAAAGAACGGAAAUCCAAAAGAAGUUCAACAUUUCGAUGGAUUUCCCGGAAAGUUAUGCACCUGGAGACGGAGCCGUCGGUGAUCGGUUUCUUAUCAUUGGAAAUCUCAGCUCUAAUGGCAAAGCUUGUUCAGAUAUGGAAUCGAUUAGAAGACGAUGAAUUCAGAAGAGCAAAACAAAAUCUUUCAAACUCAAUAGGAAUCGGAAAAUUAAUUUCAAACGAUGAAUCAUUUCUAAUGGAACUUUUCAUGAAAGAAAUCGUUGAAGAUCUUCAAUACAUAGCGAAAUCAAUCGUGAGAUUCGGGGAUAAAUGUUCUGACCCUGUUCUUCAUGAAUUCGAAAAGUUCGUCAAAGAUCCACUGAAGAACGAAUUCAAUUGGUUCGGAUGGCAGUACAAAUGGAAAAAAAUGGAUAGAAGAGUGAAGAAAAUGCAGAGAUUUGUUGUUCUUACGGUGGAGCUGUGGAGAGAAAUAGAAAUUCUAGCGGAGGUUGAACAGAAUUUAAAGAGGACGACGACAAUUUUUUCAUUCUCCGGCGGCGCAGGAAAAUCGUUCAAGUUCAGGAAGAAAAUUUCAUGGCACCGCCGCCGUGCUCAGAGUUUGAAAUUGAUGACUCCUUGGAACAGAACAUUCAAUUACAUUCUCAGACUUUUCAUGAGAUCGAUGGUUACAAUUAUUGAACGAAUAAAAAUUGUUUUUGAGGUUAAGGAAAUGCGGCGGUCGGAGGACAGCAGAGAUAAAUCGGCCGAGCGCCGUGGCACGGAAUUAGAAGAGCAGAGGAAAAAACAAAAUUAUAAUCAGAGUCCGACAUCGAUGAAGAUUUCUUCAGAGAGUAAAAUAUUUACUCAAUUUCCCCAUUUCCGCUCACUCAGAGACCACAAGAACAGAGAAGUUGGAUCACCACAGCCGUCGCUACGGAAAACGUCGUCGUUGAAUUUGGAAAACAGCGCAGUUGAAAACAGAGCAUCAUCGUCACCGAAACGAAUCGAUGGUGGACAUUAUUCAAUCUCAUCGUUCUUUAUCAAAGAAAAUCUAUCAGACCCACCUCAGAAUUCCCUUGGCGCCGCCGCCUUAUCGAUUCAUUACGGCAAAAUUGUGAUUUUGAUCGAGAAUUUAGCGUCAGCACCUCACUUGAUCGGUAGAGAGGAACGUGACGAUUUGUUCAAAAUGUUGCCGACGAGUAUAGUGAAAGCUCUGAGAUCGCGGCUGAGAAAGACAAAGAAAGUUCGGCAGUCGUCACCGUACGAUCCAGUUGUGGCGGCUGAGUGGAAAUCGGCAAUGGCGGAGAUAUUGCAGUGGUUGUCUCCAAUGGCUCAUGACAUGAACAUUUGGCAUUCGGCACAGGGCUUCGAGAAGCAGCCGGAUAGAGGUGGUGACAGUGGCAUCGGAGGCUAUGGUUUGAGGUCAAAUGUGUUGCUGCUGCAGACGCUUCAUUAUGCAGACAAGGAGAAAACAGAGGGAGCCAUUGUUGAGUUGCUUGUGGCUUUGAGCAAUAUUUGUUGUUCAAAUGAAGUUUGUGAGAAGAGACUGUUAAACCCACUUGGAGUUGAAGCUCACAGGAAUUACUCCAUUAUGAACGAUGGGUUUUCCUAUUUUGGUAUUGUGUGA